This is a messenger RNA of Labrus mixtus (cuckoo wrasse), 1410 nucleotides long. RefSeq names its product src kinase associated phosphoprotein 2 (gene skap2). The record is from RefSeq and is a predicted model, not a curated record. Gene Ontology annotation, molecular function: protein binding. The transcript has 12 exons. The coding region runs from base 60 to 1103 and encodes 347 amino acids. NCBI's taxonomy places the organism in Eukaryota, Metazoa, Chordata, Actinopteri, Labriformes, Labridae. Gene Ontology annotation, cellular component: plasma membrane; cytoplasm.
CCUGCUCUUCAGCCGGACCGUCCACCGCCGCCUGCCUGCCUGAAAACAUACUCCAAACAAUGCGACCCAUUCCCGAGGAGCUCACGACGCUCAUUUCAGAUCUUGAACAGUUCCUAUCUGAUGGAUUAAAAGGGGAAAACCUCAGCAAGAAGGCAAAAGAGAAGAGGGAGACCUUCAUCAAACGGAUUAAGGAGGUCAAGUUGGGUUUCCCACAAGAUUUCAAGGACAAGACACUGUUUACUCCUGCAGGUGGAGAUGACUCGUACGAUGAGGAGGAGGUUGACAGCAACAACGACGGCGGGUCACUGCAGUCAGAGCGCACAGACAAAGAUGACGAGGCCUGUGAAGGAGCUCAGCAGUCUCCACCUGUGGCAGCCCAGGACCUGCCGUCUGUCUUUAAAGCGGGAUACCUGGAGAAGCGCAGAAAGGAUCACAGCUUUUUUGGCACAGAGUGGCAGAAGAGAUGGUGCGCUCUAAGCCAUCAGACCUUCUACUACUACGGCAGUGAGAAAGACAAGCAGCAGAAGGGGGAGUUCAGUAUCGAUGGCUACUCUGUCAAAAUCAACAGCAGCUUACGGAAAGACUCCAAGAAAGACUGUUGCUUUGAAAUUUCAGCUCCAGACAAGCGAGUCUAUCAGUUUUGUGCGUCAUCAGUGAAAGAGGCGGAGGAAUGGGUGAAAGAGAUUGACUUUGUUCUUAAAGAUAUGUCGGGCAUCAUCCCAGAAGAUGAAGAGGAGGAACAGGAACUAUACGAUGAUGUGGGUAAUAUGGAGGAGGAAGAGCAGCCUGAGGCAAUCGAUGAAGACGUCUAUGAGGAGCUCCCAGAGGAAAUACCCACUCCAGCGAAGCCGCCUCCAAAGGUGGAUUUGGCGAGCAAACCUGCUCCACCUGUUGCAGUUGAUAAGAGCACUGACUACCAAAACCACUACCAGGGUUUAUGGGACUGUGUAGCAGACCAACCGGAUGAGUUGUCCUUCAAACGUGGAGAUGCCAUCUACAUCCUGAGCAAGGAGUACCAGAAUUACGGCUGGUGGGUCGGAGAGAAGAGCGGAGCGAUAGGAAUCGUUCCCAAAGAGUACCUGAUGGAGCUUUAUGCUCUAUAAACUCAUGCUGUGUGAGUUGCUACAUGAACACGUUUUAUUUUGAACUAUUGUUUGCCCUGUACAAAUCUAAAGAAUUCAAAUGUAUAACAGGAAAUUGCAAAUGUAAUAUUUUCUCAUUUUGGGGAUGAUACCAACUGUACAAGUGAAGUGAUUGGAUGACAAUUUCCUGAAGACCAUGUUUGAAAGUAUUUUUCUACUGCUUGUUUGUAGUCAUUUUCUGUAAUUGUUUAUCCACAACAUUUCUUGAAUUGUUUUUUUUGCAAAUGAAUCAUGUAUUAAUAGCUAGAGGAAUAAAGCUGUAAACAUA